AAUGAUCAAACAAGUGCGAUACGGAUUUCGUCUCCAAGCAGUAGUCCUCCAUUGUUCCCGCUGUUAAGUAGGUCGUGGUGACCUACUUUAACACUCACAUAUUGAAGGUAAGUUUGAAACGCAUAUACAGUCGCCAGUGUAUGUGACGGAUGCAUGGCGAGUUUUCUGUCAAACGAUAGGGUCCUGUUCUUCGUUGUAUAGUUGCUAUAUACGCUACAUAUCUCCAGGCGUUCAACAUCAUUGGGUUUAUCAAUAUAAGCCCUGCGUUUCUGCGAGAGUUCCACCUUCGCCACGGUAGUAAGGUUCAAGAAACUUCACUAUGAUACUGGACAUUCUUUCUGCAAACCUCACGACGGUGCUCAUCUUCGUUAUAGCUUUCCUGCUCGUCUGGCGAACUCUCCGUCGCCCGGCCGGGAAUCUGCCCCCGGGCCCCUGGCCCCUACCGAUCUUUGGCAAUCUCCUGUCUCUGGGUGGGGCGGACUCGCGGAAAAGUCUGGAAGCCCUCCGAGAGAAGUACGGAGAUGUGUACACACUGUACAUUGGUAAACACCCCAGCGUGUACGUCCACGGCUACGAGAACGUGAAGGAAGUCCUUGUAACAAGGGGAGACGACUUUGUUGACCGGCCCCAGUCAUUGAAACUGGUGCAGGAGGCGGAGGGAAAAGGUAUUUUGUUCACGUCCGGUAAAGUAUGGCAAGAACAGAGAAGAUUCUCGAUUCAGGCGCUAAAAGAUUUUGGCUUUGGGAAACACGACCUCCAGGUGAAGAUCCAGGAGGAAGUAGAGGUUUUGGUGAAUCGCAUCAGUGACCUUCAAGGUCAACCAUUUGACCUUCACGACCUCAUCCACAUCUCGGUCUCCAACGUCAUCUGCUCUGUUGUGUUCGGUACCCGAUUCGAGCAUGACGACAACGAGUUUAAAACCUACGUGGACAUGUUGGACGAGAAUUUCAGGUUGACGGAGACAGCCAUCUUGGGUUUACUGAUUCCGUUUUCUUACUUACUCCCCGGAGAUCUGUUCCACAUGAAGAGGCUAGAAGAAAACAAGCAUAUACUGAAAAGUUUUAUCACCAACUUGAUCCAGGCUCACAAGGAAUCCUUUGAUCCCAACAAUCGAAGAGAUUUCAUCGAUGCGUAUAUGAGGGAAGCGAGAGAACGACAACAACACGAUCCUGAGACAACGUUAUCUGAGGACCAGCUCGGUGCUGUGAUAAGUGACUUGUUUGCGGCCGGAACUGAAUCCACUUCGACAGUUAUCCGCUGGGCGGCACUUCUGAUGCUGAAAUACCCGGAUGUCCAAGGUCGUGUGAGACGGGAGAUAGACUCUGUGGUGGGCGGUCGUCUGCCUUCUUUGGCCGAUCGACAGCAUUUACCUUUCACCGAAGCCACAAUGAUGGAGGUGUUGAGGUAUACAGAUAUAGCCAUGGCGGGCCAUGCGACUGUCCGAGACUUAACCUUCCAUGGGUACAACAUUCCUAAGGGAACAACCGUGAUGCCGUGUUUUCAUUGCGCUCUUCACGAUAGGAACUACUGGAAACACCCUGAUAUUUUCAACCCUGACAGAUUUUUGGACGAUUGGGGACAUUUUCGGAAACCUGAAUCUUUUAUCCCGUUUUCAGCAGGCCGGCGGGUAUGCUUGGGAGAGUCGUUAGCCAGGAUGGAAUUGUAUCUUUUCUUUUCCGCCAUCUUGCAGCGUUUUGAACUUCGGCUACCAGAUGGCGCUGGUGAACCGGAUUUGACGCCUGUCAUUGGCAUAACUAGAAUGCCCAAACGCUUCGAAAUGAUUGCAAAGUUACGCCAUUAAUCUGUCUAUAACUUUUUUUCGAAAUCGGCCAUUUAUCACAAUCUUGUUAUCUUCCUUAUGAUACUGUUUUUACAUUAAAAUCCUUAUGUUGAUUUCCUGUCGGCAGAUUUUGCAAAUUAUAAUGACUUUAAACUAGACAUGACAUUAAACCUUUUGUAACUGUGGGAAUGUACGUAGAACUGCUUGUAGGUAAUGAGAAACUACUUAUUGCUUUUUGUGUAAACUUAUUACUGUAAGAAUAAGAUCGAAAUAUUGACGAGUUAUUUGUUUGGGUUGAAUACUUGCUGAGACCUUUGUGUAGUGUAAAGUGUAGGACCAUAUUGUACUGUCGAGUUCCGUAUGUAUUUCUGUAAAGAUUUAAGCUCUUCUAAUAUAGUUUAGGAAAAAUUCAUGUUGAAUUAAAUACAAAUUUUCAAAAUA
Messenger RNA from Liolophura sinensis, 2221 nucleotides. RefSeq names its product cytochrome P450 2F2-like. Gene Ontology annotation, biological process: xenobiotic metabolic process. The record is from RefSeq and is a predicted model, not a curated record. The transcript has 4 exons. Gene Ontology annotation, cellular component: intracellular membrane-bounded organelle; cytoplasm. Gene Ontology annotation, molecular function: heme binding; oxidoreductase activity, acting on paired donors, with incorporation or reduction of molecular oxygen, reduced flavin or flavoprotein as one donor, and incorporation of one atom of oxygen; iron ion binding. Bases 320 to 1801 code for a protein of 493 amino acids. Lineage: Eukaryota; Metazoa; Mollusca; Polyplacophora; Chitonida; Chitonidae.